This is a messenger RNA of Wickerhamiella sorbophila, 774 nucleotides long. Its product is annotated as F-actin-capping protein subunit alpha. The record is from RefSeq and is a predicted model, not a curated record. Gene Ontology annotation, biological process: actin cytoskeleton organization; barbed-end actin filament capping. Gene Ontology annotation, cellular component: F-actin capping protein complex; actin cortical patch. Gene Ontology annotation, molecular function: actin filament binding. Lineage: Eukaryota; Fungi; Ascomycota; Dipodascomycetes; Dipodascales; Trichomonascaceae. The transcript is spliced from 2 exons. The coding region runs from base 1 to 774 and encodes 257 amino acids.
AUGGUAGCAAGAAUCGCUGAAUUUGUGAAAGAUGCGCCGCCGGGCGAGCUUGAGGCGAUCAAGAAGGACAUUGAGGUGUACACGAAUGGCAGCAACGCGGUGUUGAACGACGUCAGCGCAGCGGUUACUUCACACAGUAUGGAUAUACUUCGGCCAGUGCAAUUGAAUGGUAAAUAUACCAUUGUAUCCAAGUAUAACCACAUUGCGGAGGACAAGUUCUUUAGCGACGGAGUCGAGUUCACGGUCGACAAACAGACAGGCAAGGUUAGCGAAACCGGAGAGCACGAACCACCCAGUGCCGACGCCUCGAAAUUGCAGAAAAUGCUUGAUUCGUACAUUACCGAUCACUACGAGGCCGAUACCACUGUUGGCAAGGUGUUUGAUACCGACAAUGGGUUUGCCGCGCUGAUCACUGGGCGGAAACUGAGCCCCCAGAACUACUUUAACGGAGCCUGGAUUGCCAGUUAUGAGAUUGGCCAGCACGGCAGCGUCAAAGGAUCUAUCAAGGUGGAUGUGCACUAUUUCGAGGACGGUAAUGUGCGCCUAAAGUCCACUACUCCAGUAGAUGUUUCGGGUGGUGAUUUGCUAGACGCCAUCAAAGAGAUCGCCAAAGCCGAGUCCGAGUACGAGGUAGCGCUGAACCGGGCGCUUGUUAAUAUCAACGAGCACGAGUUCAAGGCCCUGCGACGCCAGCUGCCGGUGACUCGCUCGUACAUGGACUGGGGCCAAGCGGCUACGUAUCGACUAGGUCGUGACUUGGAGAACCGUGAUUAA